Ruditapes philippinarum (Manila clam) is the source of this 2281-nucleotide messenger RNA. Its product is annotated as phytanoyl-CoA dioxygenase, peroxisomal-like. The record is from RefSeq and is a predicted model, not a curated record. Gene Ontology annotation, molecular function: phytanoyl-CoA dioxygenase activity. Gene Ontology annotation, biological process: fatty acid alpha-oxidation. Lineage: Eukaryota; Metazoa; Mollusca; Bivalvia; Venerida; Veneridae.
CAAGGACACCCUGUGAGUGGACAUGCCUCUACAUAUAGAUACACCCUUGAAAAGUCUAAGCGUAAACUCACAGAUGAACAGCGGAAGUUUUAUGAAGAAAAUGGCUUCUUAGUGAUAAAGAAUCUAGUUGACAAGUCAGACCUUGAAAAAUACAGGCAGAGGUUUGAACAGAUCUGUCGUCAGGAAGUUAAAGUACCUGGAAUGACAAUCAUGAGGGAUGUCUCCAUUGUUAAAUCUGAGUUUGUACCUGAUCAGAAAGCUGUGACGAAGAUUCAGACCUGGCAUACAGACGAUGUGCUCUGGGAGUACUGCUGUCAUCCAAAGAUAGUAGAUUAUGUUGAAUGUUUCCUGGGUGAAGAUGUUCUUGCCAUGCACACCAUGUUAAUCAACAAGCCCCCAGACCCGGGCAAACUUUCAUCCCGGCACCCCAUGCACCAAGACCUGUAUUACUUCAGUUUCCGACCAGUAGACAGGAUAGUGUGUGCAUGGACAGCCAUGGAGAAAAUCAAUCGAGAUAAUGGCUGCCUUGUUGUCCUGCCAGGAACUCACAAAGGGGAGCUACUCCAACAUGAUUACCCAGAAUGGGAGGGCGGUGUAAACAAGAUGUACCAUGGAGUACGGGACUACAAUCCGAACAUGCCAAGAGUUCAUCUUGAGAUGGAGGCAGGGGAUACAGUGUUCUUUCAUCCUCUUUUGAUACAUGGUUCUGGUGCUAACAGGACAAAAGGAUUCAGAAAGGCAAUAUCUUGUCAUUAUUGUACAGGACAUUGCAAUUUUGUAAAUCUGAAAGGAACUCUUCAGCAGACAAUUGAAGACGAGGUGCUAGAAUUGGCGGAGAAAAGAACUGGAAUUCCAAAAGAUCAAAUCAGAUAUGAGGACAUCUGGAAGUUCCGAUCCAGAGUUGUGAAAGGCAAAGCAUCAUUCCACGACGACUAAACAAGUCUGCAACUGUAACCUUGACAUUUGAGUUGGACAUUGGAUACCAAUUUUUGAAAUAGACUGUGAUUAUUUUGAUUUCCAAUCAACAGGAUUGAUAACAUAUAAAAGAUGACAUUGUGUAAACCAUUCUGUGAUUUUUUUAUACCUCAGUAUUAUAGCUAGUCUUGGUGUUAAUGGAGAAAAUAUGUUUAAUACUGUCAUUAGAAAGUCAGAAAUUAAGUAAACUUUUUAACAUUUUAAUCAAGUAAUACUAGUACUGUAAAUUCAUUUGAUUUUGCGGUCACAAAAUUUUGUGGUUUUGUAAAAAAAUUUUUAGUGGGUUCUUAAAUCUGUGAAUUGUCUGUUUUAGAAAAAAAUGCAAAUAAUGUAAUAAGAAUAAUCGUACAGUAGACAAAAAUAUUUUGUUGUAUAUUAAAUUUGUGGAUUGACCUAUAGGCAAAAAUUAGAUGAAUAACUGCAUGAUGCAUAAUCAUGAUUUACAAUUAGUCAGAAAAAAAGGAAAUACUAUGUGUUCACCUGUAUCAGUGUGUAUUAUUAAUGUUAAUUUGUUGUGUAUAUGAUCAAUCAGACAAUUAUCAAAUAAAGGUAUACAGUCUCAAAGAAAACAAUCAUUUAUUAGUUCAAAAUUUACAGUAUUUAUUUUAUCUUUAGAUUUUAUCGUAGUUUACUGAAAGAUGGGGGUUCUACUCUGGCCUUGUGUUCACGAUCAGGAUCAAAUUUAAAAACUCAAAUAUUCUCCAUUGUUUAUCCUCAAAGAUUAAUAUUUAAUAUUAACUUAUAAAUUGGACUUAAAAAAGCAUGUUUAUGAAAUUUUUAGAAUAAAUUAAUUGUUACUUUUGCAAAAUACAGGCAAUUUACAGUUGAUCAAUAUAUUGAUCUCGAUCUUUAUUUUGAUCCGAAUAGUUUUGUAUUUGUUUGUAUUUGUUGAUUUUAUCCCAAAAAAGGUUUGUUAGAUCAAUCAAUUUUAGAGUUAUAAAACAAUGAAAGUAAAGUCAAAUGAUCCUGAUCCUGGUCAUUUCUUAGUGAACACGGGGCCUGGUGCUAGCUUGUAUGCAUGAAAAAAUGCACAAAGAGAUAUUUAACAUCUUUCAAUAAAUUUUCAUUCAUACAUAAACAUUGUAUUACCAGGUCUUUAAUUUGUUAAAGUUUGUUUAUUAUUCUAUUUGUUUUAUAAUGCUAUAUUUUUUUAAACCAGACUAAAUAGUUAUUGCUUUUAUUGGUGGUUUUAUUCAUUAUAGAAAUGUAAAAACAGAUACGUCUCAUUUCAAACCUGAACGAGAAAUUUUAUAUUACUGUUAGUGUUCUUGUUGAUUAUAAAGAUUAUAAAAAAUUAUUCAUAGAA